GUAUAGGCGUCAUGGCUCUUGCGCUGGGAGCGAGGGUGCACCAAGCGGUCGAGAGUUGUGCCGGAGAUCUGUGGGACCUGAGCCAGUUCCUGUGGGCCAACGCGGAGACUUCGAUGAAGGAGGCCACGGCGCACGAGAAGCUCUGCGAGUUCCUGGAGCGCAGGGGCUUCAAGGUCACCCGACGGUACGGCCUGGACACCGCCUUCAAGGCGGAGUUCACGUCUCCCGGAGGAUUCGGCGGACCUACGAUUUCCUUCAUCUGCGAAUACGACGCGCUGCCCGAGAUCGGCCACGCCUGCGGCCACAACCUGGUCGCCGAGUGUGCCGUCGGCGCUGCGAUCGCCGUCAAGGAGACGAUGAAAGAAUUCAAGAACAUUCACGGGAAGGUUGUGGUGCUGGGCACUCCGGGCCAGGAGAACUUCGGCGGCAAGGAGAUCCUCCUGCAGAAGGGCGCCUUCAAGGACACGGAGGCGGCUCUCUUGGCACACCCGGCGACCUUAGACAGCGUCAAACUGCCGCUCGCCGCCGGUCAGCAGAUCACCGGGCAGUUUCAGUGCAGCCCCCGCUUCAAGUGUCCCUGGGAAGCGGCUAGCGCUCUGGACGCCGCCGUCGGGUCCUACGUGAACAUGGCGCUCCUUCGCCAGCAGGUGAAGCCUCCCAGCAGAAUAAUGGACAGCGGAAGCAAGGUCUGA
This is a messenger RNA of Rhipicephalus sanguineus (brown dog tick), 692 nucleotides long. RefSeq names its product xaa-Arg dipeptidase. The transcript is spliced from 5 exons. The record is from RefSeq and is a predicted model, not a curated record. The coding region runs from base 12 to 692 and encodes 226 amino acids. Gene Ontology annotation, molecular function: dipeptidase activity. Lineage: Eukaryota; Metazoa; Arthropoda; Arachnida; Ixodida; Ixodidae.